Messenger RNA from Myxozyma melibiosi, 434 nucleotides. RefSeq lists its product as uncharacterized. The coding region runs from base 72 to 356 and encodes 94 amino acids. The record is from RefSeq and is a predicted model, not a curated record. The transcript has a single exon. NCBI's taxonomy places the organism in Eukaryota, Fungi, Ascomycota, Lipomycetes, Lipomycetales, Lipomycetaceae.
UGCGAAUAUAAUCACCAGUAAAGAGAGAGGUUUAUUGCUGUUUACAUUGUUAUGAGCUGUAUUUUGCUGAUAUGCUGGAUCGUGGUUUGAUAUUGCUGUUUACCAACUGUUUAUAUUUUGAGCUGGCGUGGUCUGCUAUCAGCUCUGUGUAUUGUAUUUGUAGAGCCUGUCUCCGCUCGAUUCAGGGACCAGAGCCGGUCAAUAAGAGCUGUAUAAUCACGACUGCUGGAGAAGAUAACACAAGUAUGCUAUCAGAGGAGGAUAGGAAAGAAGAAGUGGAAGGAAGGUGUCUACAAGAGGCAGAUAGCUGCGACGACAUGCGCGCGUACCGUAUACAUGUAACAACUCGAGCAUGAAGUGAAUAAACAGAUAAGAUGCAGAUAAAAAGAAAAUAAUCAGCAAUUCUCGAUUGCAAAUCCAUUAACAAAAACAAA